GUGGCUCGACUCAUUUCUCCUGUUCUUGCGACGCGAGCAAGUUCACUUUUCUGCCAGCGUUCUUUUGCCUCAAGCAACGUAAACUUCCCCAAAAUGGUAAACAAAUAUCAAAUUAUCGAGCGCGGCGAGCCACAUUCCUUGGAUUAUCGUAUUUUCUUCAAAAAUGAGUCGGGCAACUUGAUUUCGCCGAUGCACGACAUCCCGCUUUAUGCCGACGACUCGAAACAGGUUUUUAACAUGGUUGUCGAGAUUCCCCGAUGGACCAACGCCAAAAUGGAAAUUUCCCUCGCCGAAGGAUUGAAUCCCAUUAAGCAAGAUGUGAAAAAGGGAAAAUUGCGUUUUGUGGCGAAUUGCUUCCCGCAUCACGGAUACAUCUGGAAUUACGGUGCUUUUCCUCAAACAUGGGAAAAUCCCGACCAUUUAGACCCGGGAACGGGUUGCAAGGGCGACAACGACCCAAUUGACGUGCUCGAAAUCGGAUAUCGUGUCGCGAAACGCGGCGAAGUGAAGCAAGUGAAAAUUCUCGGGACAAUCGCUCUCAUCGACGAAGGCGAAACGGAUUGGAAAGUCAUCACGAUCGACGUUAAAGAUCCAAAUGCCGAUAAAUUAAAUGAUGUUGCUGAUGUCGAACGACUUUUCCCUGGAUUGUUGAAGGCAUCCGUCGAAUGGUUCAAAAUUUACAAAAUGCCCGAUGGCAAGCCAGAAAAUAAAUUCGCAUUUAAUGGCGAGGCAAAGGGAGCCGAAUUCGCCACGAAAGUCGUUGAGGAAACGCACAAAUUCUGGCAGGGGCUCAUCAAUGGACAAGAAGAGUCGGAAAUUUCGCGCGCGAAUGUCACAGUCGAGAAUUCGCCGCAUACCAUUUCGAACGAUCAAGCUGAUGAUAUUCUCCAAAAGGCAUCGAAUGGGGGAGAAGCUCAACCGCUCUCCGAUGAAAUCGACAAAUGGCAUUACGUGCAUUUGAUGUAAAAGGAAAAAUCAACAAAAAGGCGAGAAAGUAACGAAAGAUGCACGCAUUGUUUACUCAUUUGGUGGUUCAAUUAUUUGCAGAGCGUCCUUUAAUUGUUGUAUCGAUUAGAUAAUUGUAAAAUAAAAGUUAGAAACAAUAAAUAUAGCGCUCGUAAACUAUCAA
Molecule: messenger RNA, 1129 nt
Organism: Culicoides brevitarsis
Lineage: Eukaryota; Metazoa; Arthropoda; Insecta; Diptera; Ceratopogonidae
Gene: Nurf-38
Product: inorganic pyrophosphatase
Exons: 3
Coding region: 94-966 (290 amino acids)
Biological process (GO): phosphate-containing compound metabolic process
Cellular component (GO): cytoplasm
Molecular function (GO): magnesium ion binding; inorganic diphosphate phosphatase activity
Source: RefSeq, a predicted model, not a curated record